This is a messenger RNA of Plasmodium vivax (malaria parasite P. vivax), 2166 nucleotides long. Its product is annotated as cardiolipin synthetase, putative. Bases 1 to 2166 code for a protein of 721 amino acids. The record is from RefSeq and is a predicted model, not a curated record. The transcript has a single exon. Lineage: Eukaryota; Apicomplexa; Aconoidasida; Haemosporida; Plasmodiidae. Gene Ontology annotation, molecular function: catalytic activity.
AUGAAGGACGUUGGGGGGAAGGCGACUAAAGUGAAGGCAGUUGGAGGGAAGGCAGCUGGAGGGCAAACGGCUGGAAGUGCACCCGCCGCUUCCAUCCCCGCCGCUUCGCCCCCCCGGGCGGCCGUGCUGAAGGCGCAGCGCGAUUUGAACGGCAGCGCGUGUAAGACGGCCAGGAAGAGGGUCGACCCGCAGGGAAAGGGCGGAACGGAGGGCGACCAUGCGGGGGAGGAAAAAAAAAAAAAAAAAACCGAGCAAAAAAGAGAGCAAAAAACAGGGCAAAAAAGAGAGCAAAAAACAGGGCAAAAAACAGAGCAAAAAACAGAGCAAAAAAAAGAACCAAAAACGGGGCCAAAAAAACCGCAACAAAUUGACAUUGAAAAGCUAGUGGAGGAGAACGUGGAGCAACUGCCCCUGGACAGCAGGGAAAAGGAAGUGAUCAAAAAUAAAUGGAAAUACAUUUUAAAAAAAAAUAAAGAGAAAUAUGGGAAAGUGUCUGAUGGGAAUAAAGUAAAAAUUUAUAACGACGGACAUGCAGCCUUCAGAGACAUCCUCCAAUCUAUAGAGAAAAGCAAAAAGAGGGUUUGGCUUGAGUCCUACAUAUUUGACGAUUCUGAGUUGGCCAAGGAAGUGGUUGAUAGUCUGUGUAACGCGGCGAGGAGGGGAUGCGAUGUCAUUCUUUUGAUAGACUACAUUGGUAGUAUGAAGAUUAAAAAUAAAUGGGUGAAUCAACUGAGGGAGAGUAACGUGCAUGUGCUUUUCUUUAACACCUUUUUGAGCUCCUUCUUGAACAUGUUUCCCAUUCUCUUUCGAGACCAUCGGAAGAUCCUCAUCGUGGACGCCGCUGCGUACUGUGGUUCGAUGAAUGUGUCCGAGAGCGUCGUCCCCAGCGGCGUGGGCUGGCGCAGCGGGGGGGAAGCGGCGAGCGAGGCGGUGAGCGAAGCGGUGCACGCGGCCGACGCGACGGAGGGAGCGGUGGACGAAGCGGUGGAGGUAACGGAAGGGGCUUCCUCUUCCACUGCCGCUUCCCCUUCCACCGCUUCCUCGGCCUCCUCUACGGGGGGGGGAAUCAUGCCCGGCCGGUGCGAGCAUUCCGAAGCGAGCCAAAGGAAAGGCAGCGGCAAUGAUAGCGGCAACGACAGCGGCGGGGGCAACGGCAAACGGCUGCGGUACUACGACCUGCACAUAAAGAUGAAGGGGCCCGCGGUGAAGGACCUGGCGGACGUGUUCUUGGACUCCCUUAAGAUGGCCAAGACGUCCCUCACGAGGGAGCCAAUCGAGGAGCAGCCAAGGUAUGAGGACGAGGAGGGGGAGUCUUGCUUCGUGCAAGUGCUGGAGUCCAACGUGCUGAGGAAGGUUCGGUCCAUUCAGUCGACCUUUGAUUGGGUUAUUAAAAACGGAGCGACGAAGAACAUCCACAUAACGACUAGCUAUUUCAUCCCCCCCGGGUUCCUCAGGAGGGCUCUGUUUUCUGCCCUGAACAACGGCGUGGACAUUUCGUUCCUCCUGUCUGGCAAUUCGGACGUGCUGGGCGACGUGCCCGCCACAUACCACAUUGUUAAGAAGUUCCUGCGGAGGUACCACAAGGGGGGGGGCGGCGCGAGUGGAGGCGGUGGAAGCGGUGAAAGCGGCGGAAGCAGCGGAAGCAGCGGCGGGAGUGGUGGCGAUGAAGGGGCGUCCUACCUGCAGAGCCUGCGCAAGCGAGCGGAAUCCACCAUAGGAGAGAACUUCCGGAGGAGGCAGCACAAAGGGAAAAGCGACUUUUACUUCUUCCAGAACAGACACUGCCAUGCAAAAAACCUAGUCGUAGAUAACCUGUGGUGUGCCGUGGGCUCCUACAAUUGGGACCGCUUCUCCUCGAGACGUAACUUGGAGGUGAUGGUUUCAAUCUUCAAUAAAAAGAUUUGCGACGAAUUUGUACAUGAGCAUAAGAGCAAAAUAGAAAGCGAUGCCAAGCAAGUGACUCUGGCCCACCUCGUCAACCGCAAUGCAUUUCAGGGCUUCCUCAGCUGCUGUGCCUACCACUUGACCAAGUGGUCCGGCAAGAAGAUCCUCGACGGGCUCUCCAACGAUAGCAAGAACGCCGUUCUUAGGAAGGCCGUCGUCAACAAGUACCUCUCGGACACCUGCGUGGAGAACAUCUCCCUCAACAUGAUGUGGGGCGCCUAG